Molecule: messenger RNA, 2298 nt
Organism: Chara braunii
Lineage: Eukaryota; Viridiplantae; Streptophyta; Charophyceae; Charales; Characeae
Source: the annotation of a GenBank genome assembly
CGCGGGCUCAUGCAGUAGUGCUCAAGCUCCUAGAAGUAGUGGCGCCCUGGUCACGACGUAUGAAGAAGGCAUGGAUGACGGCGCGCGAAGACCUGUGGUUAAUGGGUAGGGGUCCGUGGAAGGGGAUGAUUGACAUAAAGGGCUCGCGGACGAUCAUCUAUAUGGCGCCGUCCACGGAGCUGAGGGACUGGCUCAUACAUGAACGGAAGGUGGAGUCUAUAUUGGUGGGAUAUGUUGGUCAUGAAGUACAACUGGUCCCAUGGCGAACGCCUGCGGAAAUGGAGUUUCAGCAGGAGGAGGAGAAACGACAGCGGCCAUGGGUCAAAGUGUUCACCCCCCCCUCCUUUUUGGUCCCUCUCGAAGAACAGAUGGUGCAACAACCUUUUGGCGAGAUUGUUUCUAUAGCCCUCUUCUGUGAAGAAGAAAGGGAAUAUCGGAGGUAUGUGGUUAGGGGCCCACUGAAGAUGCGCCAGGUUGAGAGGGUAGCUGUGGCUUUUGGGCCUACGACUACGCAGGAGUUUCGCUUUAUUACGAGCGAAACUCCAUUUUGCGACGUCUAUUUUAUGCAUGGGCAUUUGGGACGGGAAGGCCGAUGGCUUUCCAAGGCGGAAUCAGCCAGAGAGCUGCAUAAGAAGGAGAUACGCCGACGAAUGGACCCCAUUUUAGCGUCGAAUGUGGAAGAGGAAAGGCGAGCCUGGAGGGAGAUCGAGCAGCGAUACGAUGCGGUGGUGCUGAAGGAGUUGCAGGCGGCACACUGGCGCGUGGGGGGUCCCGAAGUAGCAGAGGGCUAUCGCAGGCGACAGGACUCGAAACCCCGUGGUCGACAUACCCAGCCGCCCAGGGGGACAGGCGGAGGUAAGGUGGAGAUAUUGGAGGGGAAGGAGGAAGACAGUCAGGGCAGACUUGAUGGGCAGGCACUUCGGAUUUCAGGGGGGGAGACAGGGCAAACCAAGGAGGUGCUGCGUGAGCUUGGGGGGGAAUGUAAGCAGAAGGGGCAGGUGGGGCUGGAUGAGAUCUGUCCAGGGAAAGUGCCGGAGGACAUUAAUGAGGCCAAUGGAUGGUCGAAUGAGGAGGUAGUGGAAUCUUCGGGAAGGAUGGAUGCAGAGGGAGGGGGGGGGAAUAGAAAGGAAAGCACGCCAGGGGGGAAGGUCGGGGAGAGUGAGGUACUCCCAGGGGGAGGGCAGACACGAGGAGAAGACAAGCAAGUCAUGCUCGACUGUGUGCGGGCCAACAUAUUAGACAGGAAGGUCGGGGAGGAGGAGACGGUGGGGGGGAACAGCAAGGAACGCACGCCAGGAGGAAAGUUUGGGGAGAGUGAGGCGCUUCAAGGGGGAGGGCAGGAACGGGGAAGGACGAGAGACAGUGGUGGGAAGGAGGAGGUGGGUGCGGGGGGAAGGGGGGAAAAGGAUGGGUCGGGGGAUGGAUCGAGGAAUGGAGAACCACCUCUGGGGCAGCAGCAGGAAUGCUGGCUCCUUAUCCCUUAUGGUCGCACAGAAAUGGGUGCGGAGUCAACAAAUGUGCAUAUCCCGGUCCCGGGGGGCGCGAAAGAAGGCGAAUCGGACGACGUGGAGGUGGUGGACCUCGCAGCUAGCCUGUCGGCCCUCUCCCCUCCCCCCCCUCCUCCCCCCUCCCACAAAUGUGAGCCCACUGCUGUGACAUCGGACAGCGGAUUGGUGGGCAUGCCGAGACGUCGGCGGAAGCAGCUGACCUCGGGUCCGCCCAUAUCGAGCCCCGCGAAGGUGGGAAGUUCCUUACAGCAAGCAACAGGGGCGAUCCAGUCCGAUCGAGAAGAGGAGCGACGCGAGCUGCAGGCACGGGUGGACGCAAAGCCAAAGAGGUGGGAUCGGUCCCGCUCCCCGGCUGGUCGUAAGGUGCAGCUGCUUAAAGACGAGGACCGAUGGGUGUCCCCGCAGCGAGGACGCAUUGAAGAAGAGGAGUUGCAGAAUAAGGUGGCCGAGGAGGGGCUGGCGGAAGGCAUGGAGGACGCGCAACCCCGCCAGCCUGCCCUGGAUUUGGAUGAGCCCAUGAUAGGGGAUGAAGGCGGGGACUCGACGGAUGACAGGGGCGGAGCGAUGGAUGAGGACAUGGAUAUCAACGAGGGAAUGGAAGCAGACGUGGGAUAUGAAUACAACGGUGAAGGGGUCACUACAGGAAAUAUUGGCACCCGGGGAGUGUUAUGUCUGCCCGAUGAUGCUAUGGUGGGCGGAGCAAGGCAUUAAGGUGGUCACGAAAGGCAGUACGGAAUUCUUCGUCUAUGCGGCGCGCUCCCUYCCCAAGAACCCGAAUAUUACCAGACAG